GGCUACCUGCUCCUGUAGAAGGUGCUAGAACAACCAAAGCUGUUGCCUACCUCAUGAUGCAGCACCUAAAGACGGUUCAAGAAAGGAGCCAAGGGAGAGGAGACUGUAAUGGGACAAGAUGCACCCGGACAGCUUGGUUGAACCUUGCAGAAACCAGGAAUAAGGAGAACACCAUCAGCAGGAGGAAUGUUCAACUACCUUCGGAAACGCUUUGCCAGGCACCUCACAGAGCGGAGCCGGCGAAGAGCAAGGCUUGUCUCCAAAGAUGGAAGGUGUAACAUAGAGUUUGGCAAUGUAGAGGAGCAGUCAAGGUUUGUCUUUUUGAUUGACAUAUGGACAACAAUCCUGGAUCUCAAGUGGAGAUACAAAAUGACUAUCUUUAUUUCAGCAUUCUUAGGUAGCUGGUUUCUCUUUGGUCUCCUCUGGUAUGUUGUGGCGUACGUACACCAAGAUCUUCCAGAAUUCAACCCUUCCAUAAAUCAUACCCCUUGCGUUGAGAACAUCAACGGCUUGACUUCAGCUUUCCUGUUCUCCUUAGAGACUCAGGUGACCAUUGGUUAUGGCUUCAGAUGCGUCACAGAGCAGUGCGUCACAGCCAUUUUCCUGCUGAUUUUCCAGUCCAUCCUAGGGGUAAUCAUCAAUUCCUUCAUGUGUGGAGCCAUCUUGGCCAAGAUAUCCAGAUCCAAAAAUCGGGCUAAGACCAUCACCUUCAGCAAGCAUGCUGUCAUCAGCAAGCGUGCUGGCAAGCUGUGCCUCCUCAUCCGUGUGGCAAACCUCAGGAAGAGCCUGCUGAUUGGAAGCCACAUCUAUGGAAAACUGCUCAGGACCACCAUCACCCCUGAAGGAGAAACAAUCAUCCUGGACCAGGUCAACAUAGACUUUGUAGUUGAUGCUGGCAAUGAGAACCUCUUCUUCAUCUCCCCUUUAACUAUUUAUCAUGUCAUAGAUAAGAACAGCCCCUUUUUCCACAUGGCAGCAGAAACGAUUCUGCAGCAGGAUUUUGAACUGGUGGUGUUUCUGGAUGGCACUGUGGAAGCCACUAGUGCUACCUGUCAGGUAAGGACAUCCUACAUACCAGAAGAGGUGCUUUGGGGUUACCGCUUUGCUCCCAUUGUGUCCAAGACCAAAGAAGGGAAAUACAGAGUAGAUUUCCAGAACUUCAGCAAGACAGUGGCUGUGGAGACUCCCCACUGCGCCUUCUGUCUCUACAACGAGAAAGAAACCAAAGCCAAAGAGAGGAAAGGUUACGAUAACUAUGGCUUUGUAAUGUCCGAAGCCAGUGAAACUAGUGACACACAGAUGUAGCUCCGAAUAUUCGUGGGAUUUAACUUUCUCCAUAAGGAAAUCAAUCUGGACAGGCUUAAUAAAUUAGUAAAACAGCAGAAAGCCUUAAAUCAGAGGACCAGCACAGUGAUCUCCAGAAUGCUAUUGAACUAUGCUCUGUAUAUAUUUCAUAGUAUUUAUAUUUUUGUACCUGUGGGACAUUUUGUGAAGCUGCUAAGUUGGAAUGUCCAACUCAUUUAAGUUUCCAGAGGCAUGCGAGUUUGUUAUAAAGCCUGAAGAGACAGGAAAAAAAGGACAUAUUCCAACACAGCUGUUGGAACGAAAGAAUGAGCCAUGAAUAGAAGU
Nothoprocta perdicaria is the source of this 1629-nucleotide messenger RNA. It is a transcript of the gene KCNJ1, whose product is annotated as potassium voltage-gated channel subfamily J member 1. Gene Ontology annotation, molecular function: ATP-activated inward rectifier potassium channel activity. The coding region runs from base 187 to 1305 and encodes 372 amino acids. Lineage: Eukaryota; Metazoa; Chordata; Aves; Tinamiformes; Tinamidae. Gene Ontology annotation, biological process: regulation of monoatomic ion transmembrane transport; potassium ion import across plasma membrane. The transcript has 2 exons. Gene Ontology annotation, cellular component: plasma membrane. The record is from RefSeq and is a predicted model, not a curated record.